Apis dorsata (giant honeybee) is the source of this 2397-nucleotide messenger RNA. RefSeq names its product neuropeptide SIFamide receptor-like. Gene Ontology annotation, molecular function: G protein-coupled receptor activity. The transcript is spliced from 13 exons. Bases 57 to 2168 code for a protein of 703 amino acids. Gene Ontology annotation, cellular component: membrane. Lineage: Eukaryota; Metazoa; Arthropoda; Insecta; Hymenoptera; Apidae. Gene Ontology annotation, biological process: G protein-coupled receptor signaling pathway; sensory perception of taste. The record is from RefSeq and is a predicted model, not a curated record.
UUCCUUUUAGAAUCGAGCCGAGAGUGCCAAUUUUUCGCGGGAUAAUUUACUUCAUCAUGGAUGCUUCGAUGAAUACACAAAUUUUGAUAUUCGUGUGCAUUUUAUUCCUUAUCGAGGAACGAUUCCGUCAUCUCUGCUCAAUGAUAGAAUUCUCUAAGGCUGACAAGAUAAUAGAGGCGCAUCGAUCAAUUAGGCAUUCGAUGUUACAACAGAUAUGGUGGCUUCAUUGUUCUCUAGCGAACGCGACCGAAAUAAUUAAUUCCGUAUACGCGAUUCAGUUGUUGUUUUGGAUCUCGACUAUGUCGUUCAACCUGAUGUCGAGGAUUUAUUCGUUGAAAGUGUUCAAAUUAUCGGAUUACGGGAAGAUCAGGGAAUCAAUGCUGGUGACUGAUUGCGCGUGGAACCUCGUAUUGAUUACCACCGUGUGUCACAUGACAGCUCAUCAGGCGAAUCGUGUCGGCAAGCUUAUUUUCUCACCUUACUCUUCCGUUUCUCUGAAAUCGAAUUUACAUUUACAGGAAAAUAUAGAAGCAGCGGCUUACUUUCAACUAAGGAAAGUACAUAUUUUUACCGUUGCUGGUUUAAUACGCGUCGAUCUUCCUCUUCUGCUUUCGAUAUUCUCAGCGAUAACAACGUACUUGGUGAUCCUUGGAAACGUGAACGACGCGAACUCGAGAAUGAUGAUAUCAACACCCUCCUGGUUGGAAUUUAAUAGCUCGGCGUACAACGAUGAGAUGAUAUUCUCAUACAUAGAUUCCGAGGAUAUAAUUCGCCACCUCCUCGCCAAGUUUCAAGGCAAAACUAAUUACUUGUUGAUCGUCCUCUAUGUUUUCGUGAUGGCGCUCGCGGUGACGGCCAACAUUCUCGUCAUCGCGGUUGUUUUCAAGUAUCAUUACAUGCGUAGCGUGACUAAUUACUUCGUGGUUAAUCUGUCCGUGGCGGAUCUUUUGGUGACCACGAUUUGCAUGCCGGUUGCCGUCAGCCAGGCGGUCUCGAUGAAAUGGAUCCACGGCGAAAUAAUGUGUAAACUUUCCUUCUACUUACAGGGUGUUGCGGUAGCUGCCUCGGUUUUUACUAUCACCGCGAUGAGCAUUGACAGAUAUUUAGCGAUAAGAAGCCCCAUAGCUUUUCGACGAGUUUUCAACCGCAAGAGCACGGUCUUCGUUAUCAUAGCUCUCUGGGUGGUCGCUUUGAUCAUCUUUGCUCCUCUUCUCAGAGUGACAUCCCUUCAGAAUCCAGGUAUCAUGAUACUCAGGAACAUAUCCUUUCACGGGUCGGAUUUCGCGCAAAAUAUCUCCACCGAUUUGUAUUUCUACAUGUGCUUGGAAGAUUUCAAAUCUGUGGGUAUAGAGGCCCCGCUUUUUGGCACCAUGUGCUUCGUGCUGGUUUACGCUAUUCCCGGAUUCGUCGUGGUGCUAUCGUACAUCAUGAUGGGCCGUACACUGUGCGCCAGGAAACCGCCAUUCGAUUGCGACGGUGCCCAGGGAAGCGCCAGCUCGCAACAGAGUUUCAGGCUGGUACGUGAGCGAAGGCGAAUCGCUUGGAUACUGCUUCUUCUGGCUGUGCUUUUUGCCCUCUGCUGGCUCCCGUAUAACGUUUUAAUGCUCUUAAAAGACUUGGAUAUAAUCAGUGUGAGAGGGACAGAGAACGGAGAAGCGGAAGGGUGGAACAAUGCUUUCUCCUAUUGCCUGUUUCUAGGACACGCGAAUAGCGCAUUGAAUCCCACCGUGUAUUGUUUUAUGACCCGUAAUUUUCGUCAGAACGUGACUGAGAUCCUCUGCUACAGUCCCUGUGGGCUUACACGUGGAACGACUCAUCGAAGGGGUGCUCAAGGGACUGGAGUGAUCGAUGAUAUGUGCGCAGGCAGUGCCAGUGGCACGAUAAGACGAAGCUUACUUCGCAAGCAAAAAAUGUUACCUGGAUGUGGAUUGCCGAUCGGUGGCCAUCACGCCGUUUUAACCCUUCGACGAACGACCACGACCAGCUGCGACAGCUUUUACACAAGGCAUAGCCCUCAUCGUCGUUGUUACAUGCUGCGAAGUCUUAGAGGAAGGCCGGACACGGCGAUCGGGCAUGUACACUUAAAGAAAAGUCAGGAAACCAGUUGCGAGAAGAGCAAGGCAGUUCAACCUGUGAACACUUUGGUUAUCACGGACGAAAAACGUUGAUAAACAAAAAAAUUCGAGUUAAUCGAGUUAAUUAUCGAGUUAAUUUAAGGAUUAACGAGAGAUUAGUGAGAGUCGAUUUCUUACAGACAUGCGGAAUAUGUCGUUACGUGUUUGUAAAUAUUCGAUGUACAUACAAAGAUCGACGGCGUAAAUGGAAACAGAGGACUCAAUUGGUGAUCGAUUAAAAUAGCGGAGAAUCAUUUCUCGAAAUAUUUUCUGAUUUACUUAG